Carassius gibelio (silver crucian carp) is the source of this 2793-nucleotide messenger RNA. Its product is annotated as alpha-2A adrenergic receptor. Gene Ontology annotation, cellular component: membrane. The record is from RefSeq and is a predicted model, not a curated record. The coding region runs from base 346 to 1503 and encodes 385 amino acids. The transcript is spliced from 2 exons. Gene Ontology annotation, biological process: adenylate cyclase-activating adrenergic receptor signaling pathway. Gene Ontology annotation, molecular function: adrenergic receptor activity. NCBI's taxonomy places the organism in Eukaryota, Metazoa, Chordata, Actinopteri, Cypriniformes, Cyprinidae.
CACACGCAGCGCGCGCACAGCAGGCACACGUGCUCGCGCCUCGAUUAGCUCCGUGCGCGCACAGCUGAUUUGAGCGCUGGUGAUGAAGCGCCGUCUUCACAUGCUCCACCGACGAGAUGCGAGAAAUUAAUCACGCCGUUUUUUCUCAUGCUGGGCGACUUAGUUACACUCUGAGGAAAGAUUUCUUGGAUUCAUAAGUUGGUGCUUCGUAUCAGGCUUUUUUUCUCUAAGAUGACAAAAUGACCAAAAAAGUCACUUUGGUCUUCAAUAAUAUGGAAAAAAUGACGUGUCAUCAACCAAAAACAUAAUUUCAGUUGUGAGAGGAAGAGCUUGGUAUUCUCAGCAAUGAGGUGUGACAAUUCGACCAAUGGGACAGAUACGCCAUACACCCUGCUGGUGGCCCUUCCUAUGAGCGUCCUGGUGGGGCUCCUCAUCCUCCUCAUUGUCUUUGGCAAUGUGCUGGUGAUCAUCGCCGUGUUCACGAGCCGGGCUCUCCGGGCUCCUCAGAACCUGUUCUUGGUGUCGCUGGCCUCCGCUGAUAUACUGGUGGCCACUCUGGUGAUGCCGUUCUCGUUGGCGAAUGAGCUGAUGGGAUGCUGGGUCUUCGGACAGGUUUGGUGCGAAAUCUACCUGGCUUUGGACGUUCUUUUCUGCACGGCCUCGAUCACUCACCUGUGCGCCAUCAGUCUGGACAGGUACUGGUCGAUCACGCAAGCCAUCGAGUAUAAUCUCAAGCGCACGCCGCAACGAAUCAAGCGCAUUAUUUUUAUAGUCUGGAUCAUCGCCGCCGUGAUCUCCUUCCCGCCUCUGAUCACCAUGAAGAAGGAAGAGGGGAACACCUGCAAAAUCAACGAAGAAAAAUGGUACAUUGUCUCCUCUUCAAUCGGCUCGUUUUUCUUGCCCUGCAUCAUUAUGGUCCUCGUUUACAUCCGAAUCUACCAGAUCGCCAAGAAGAGGACCAGAGCGCCCCCUGGGGACCGGAGGAAAAAGGACGCCGGCAAGAAGGAGAACGACCCCCAUGAGAAGCUCAACGGGAAUCCCAACCCUAAACCGGACAUCAAGGGUGAGAUAAACGGCGUGGACAUGGAGGAAUCGUCCUCCUCGGACCACAAGGUCUCCAACCCCUGCUCCCUCAAGAAGAAGAGCUCCAAAGGAAAGACCAAGCUGAGCCAAAUCAAACCGGGGGACGGCGACAAGAGCGAGGUCCUUCAGACCACCAAGACCAGCAGGUGGAAGGGUCGUCAAAACCGGGAGAAGCGCUUCACGUUCGUGCUGGCGGUGGUCAUAGGCGUGUUCGUCGUCUGCUGGUUCCCGUUCUUCUUCACUUACACGCUGACCGCAUUCUGCAAAAGCUGUGUGCCGGAAACUCUCUUCAAGUUCUUCUUCUGGUUCGGCUACUGCAACAGCUCCCUCAAUCCCAUUAUAUACACCAUCUUCAAUAACGACUUCCGAAGAUCCUUCAAGAAGAUCCUCUGCCGGAGAGAUAACAGGAGAGGGGUGUGAAUGGGUUGCUUUUUCUUUUAGCCAGUGCAAUUCAUCGCCCGGCGUUUAUAGGAAGUACUUGUGUACAGUAAGCCAACGUGUCUGAAGAGGAAAAAACGGACUCUUUACGUGCUUUGUACAAUCGCGACAAUGCAUGAUUAUGCAAUUAGGGCACUAUUCAGAUUCGUCCAUUUCUGAAGUGUAUUGUUGUGUCGUUCUUGAUAUACAGUGAGUUGGUGUGGUUUCGUAAUUCUGGUAAUUAGGCAUCCGCCAACGUGGGGGGACGUAGUCAAAGACAGUGCAUCACAAACCAUGCCGGAUGCUGAUUAAAAUGUGAAUUAUUAUUAUUUUUUUUAAAUGUCAAAGCACUACAAACUUGGCCUUCAAGCUUCAUAAUGUGCUGCAAAACUGUUGUUGCAACGUGCAUGUCGAUGUGUUUUCUCGCAGGGCCCCGUUUAUUUUCCCUGACAUAUUGCGUAAUUAAUUGUGAAGGUGUUGAUAUUGUUCGGUGGAUUUAUUGUAUUUUUUUUUAUCCUUGCCAGUAACGGUUCAUUUGAAAUCUGGCUGUGGACCAUUAAGCAAAACGAGGUUGAGCUCGUCUGACUGGAAACUGACAGACCGGUGUCACAACAGAUUUCUCCGGCUUCUGAUGUACUUUAUAUCUGUCACCAUAGACAUAAUGGAUGGAUCUUUAGUAUGACAACACAAGGGAUAGUGUCAGCCUGCGACUGAUAAACUGUGUCAAACGGGCUGGCAGAUUUAUAGAAGUGCACAACAAAAUAAAGUGGAAUAUUUAGCAGGAUAUUGAAUGACUAGCAACAGAGUUUCUCCAGGUCAAGAUGAGGUCAGGUGGUUUUUUUCCUCUUCGGGAUGCGUGUAGUGUCCCCAGAUCCAGUUGUGGAGAGAUAGAGUGAGUGUCCAGUCCGAUUGGAUGUAAACCAAGGUCUUGAAUGACAUCUACAAAACUACCUGUCACUGUGCGUUAUUGCCAUAGCUCAAAAACCUAUGUAUGGCUCACUUCAAUAUAUUGGUUUUCCGUUUGUGCUUUCAACGUGUUCAACCAUUGAGGUCUGAGAAACAAAAAAAAUGGUGUAAGCACAUAUAAAAAGAGAAGAAAAAAAAACACUCAAAAAAUAUAAAUAAUAAAAAGUGCAGAGCCUUUUUUCCUUUUUUUUUGUCUGUCUGUAAUCAUUCUGGAAAGGCAACUGGAGAAUGUUUUCUAAUGAAAAGCAAAGCUCCACUUACGGGAUCAGACUCUGAAAGAGCUGAAUGUGUCUUCACAAAAGCAGAAAUUGUGUUUACAGCAAUGCG